Messenger RNA from Eleginops maclovinus (Patagonian blennie), 5488 nucleotides. It is a transcript of the gene galnt12, whose product is annotated as UDP-N-acetyl-alpha-D-galactosamine:polypeptide N-acetylgalactosaminyltransferase 12. Gene Ontology annotation, molecular function: polypeptide N-acetylgalactosaminyltransferase activity. The transcript has 10 exons. Lineage: Eukaryota; Metazoa; Chordata; Actinopteri; Perciformes; Eleginopidae. Gene Ontology annotation, biological process: protein O-linked glycosylation. Gene Ontology annotation, cellular component: Golgi apparatus. The coding region runs from base 603 to 2336 and encodes 577 amino acids. The record is from RefSeq and is a predicted model, not a curated record.
CAAAUUUCAGACGGAUUAUCUGAAAGGGUUUUGCAUGAUAUUAGUUGGAUGCUACAUGUUGACAUGUGUCUAUCGAUUGUAACAGUAAAUGUUCUCAAGGAAAAGCCUGUUUAAAGACACAGUGUACAGGUUUUUUGAUUUGACCUAGAUUUGCUUUGUUUCCAGGGGGGUUCCAGAGGUUAUGUACAGGUUAACUGGUUAAUCCCACGAGAUAACUAGUCAAAUCCGCGUUUGCUAAUCCUUUUCAGACACGUAUCCUUUGAACACCGUUAAAGAGAGGAGGAGGAGGAGGAGGAGGAGGAGUUCUCCACUGCGACGUCCGUUAAACUAACAACUCGAAGGUAAGCACAACUCGACAGUUUUUUUUAGUCAGACAUGUUUGAGACUGAACGCAAACUCAUUUAUUUUCCGUAAAAUGAUACUAGUUUGGUCUGAAAGAAUACAGAAUAAACUUGAAAUAGCGAAAUGGAUAGGUGACGAGGCUGCUGGUGAAUGUGAAAGGGUCACUUCUUUUUCGGCAGCAGCACCAUUAAGUGCCUGUGUGCAGCUCCUCAGGGCAUGAAACUUCAAUCCAAGUUUGCACCGAGGAAGGAAGCGACAACAUGGCACUCUGCGGAAGAAGGAUCCGACCCAAGAUACUUUUCUCCGUCUUGAGUGUCACUUUAGUGGGAUACCUAGUGUUUUUUAGACACAACUCCGUGGACUUGAGUGUGACAACCCGUCGAGAGGCCCCUGGGGAGCGAGAGGUGGGGAAUGAAUUGCUAAAGAAACCCGUGUACGAGAGGCCCCCCUUGGAUUUAAAUGCCCUGGGUGAAAUGGGGAGAGCUGUCAAGCUGAGUCUGACAGGAGAGGAGAAGAGAAAAGAGGAGGAAAGCAUCAAAAAGCACCAGAUUAACACUUAUGUCAGUGAUAAAGUGUCGCUACACCGCAGGCUGCCGGAGAGAUGGAACCCACUUUGCAAAGAGGUGGAGUAUGACUACAGGUCCCUUCCAACGACCUCCGUUGUCAUCACCUUCUACAACGAGGCCUGGUCCACCCUGUUGAGGACGGUCCACAGCGUGCUGGAGACGUCGCCCGACAUCCUUCUGAAAGAGGUGGUGCUGGUGGACGACUACAGCGACAGAGAUCAUCUGAAGGGGCCAUUGGAGCAGCACAUCUCAGGUUUGAGGAAGGUGCGUUUGAUCCGGGCCACCAAGAGGGAGGGGUUGGUGCGUGCCCGGUUGCUAGGGGCAUCCACUACCACGGGUGAUGUGCUGACCUUCUUGGACUGUCACUGCGAGUGUCAUGAAGGCUGGUUAGAGCCUCUGCUUCACAGGAUCAAAGAGGAGCCUUCGGCGGUGGUGUGUCCUGUCAUUGAUGUGAUCGACUGGAACACCUUCCAGUAUUUAGGGAACUCUGGUGAACCUCAGAUUGGAGGCUUUGAUUGGCGUUUGGUCUUUACCUGGCACACUGUCCCAGAAUAUGAACAGAAACGCCGCCGAUCGGCUAUUGAUGUCAUCAGGUCUCCAACUAUGGCAGGUGGUCUGUUUGCUGUGAGCAAGAACUACUUCCAUUACCUGGGGACGUAUGACACAGGCAUGGAGGUGUGGGGGGGAGAGAACCUGGAGUUCUCCUUCAGGAUUUGGCAGUGUGGAGGCAGCCUGGAGGUCCACCCAUGCUCCCAUGUGGGUCACGUGUUCCCUAAAAAGGCCCCCUACUCACGGAGCAAAGCUCUGGCGAACAGUGUGAGAGCCGCUGAGGUCUGGAUGGAUGAAUACAAAGACAUCUACUACCAUCGGAACCCCCACGCACGACUGGAGGCCUUUGGAGAUGUGACAGAGCGGAAGAAGCUCAGAGAGAAGCUGGGCUGUAAGAACUUCAGGUGGUAUCUGGAUAAUAUUUACCCCGACAUCAGCAUCCCAGAGGAUCAUCCGGGCCAGUUUGGAAUGCUGAAGAGCGGCAGCAAAUCCAACUACUGCUUUGACUACAACCCUUCAGACGAACACAUGGUGGUGGGACAGAGAGUCAUCCUGUACCAGUGUCACGGCAUGGGUCAGAACCAGUUCUUUGAAUACUCCACAGAGGGGGAGAUCCGCUAUAACACCAGGGAACCUGCCGGGUGCAUUGUGGGUGACCCCAUCAGCACCUACCUGACUCUCCAGCUGUGUCGGAAACGAGGACAACCCAUACCUGCAGACCAGAAAUUUGUCCUCCGGGAGGACGGGAACCUGUACCAUGAACUGAGUCAGAAGUGUGUCCAGGCAGUAGAGAAGACAGAAAACGGGACCCCAGCCCCCUCGCUCCAGCCCUGCUCCGACAGCCCCCACCAAAAGUGGUUCUUUGAGGAAAGAAUGUAAUGGUAUCAAGCGAGAAGAUAUUUAUGAUUUUCCUUCAGGGCUGAGAUCCUGUGAAGGGAUUUGUUCUCCUCACAUUUGUGUGCCAGCUGGACUCAAUGGACCAAUUGGUAAUGAUACCAACGACAAGUACUUAAUUUCUGAAGUACUUUGUAAAUAUAUAGGGGGAUAUUUUUUCUGCGAUGCUGUUGCUGGGAGACAGGAGCCUACUGAAAUAUGUAUUGAUUUUUCUAAUCAAGAAGACACUUGAUAAUUAUUGAGAACCUGCAAUUUCACAUGCUGAUGUGUGUCUUGUUUUCUCCUUUGCCCACUCCUCUAGUGGUGUAAUCUUUAAGCUCAAUUUAGCACUUGCUUUACGCAUACAUGGGCACUGAAAUGCCUUUGCGUAUGUCUUUAUGAAAAUAACCGUUUUACAUCUCUUCUAACAAACUCAGAGCCUCUUUCUGUGUGUGCUAGUGGCUGACAUUUGCAGAGCUGCAUCAUGAGGCAUUUGACAUGUUUCUAGUUCUCCUGUAGAGGGGGCCAACGCUCCUCUCCGCAAGUUCCUCUCCUUCACUGUGUUCUCUUUUUGUAGAGAGAAAGUUGGAGAAAUAUUCAGGUAUUGUGUUAGGAAUCUUUAGUGCUUUAUACUCUUACACAGCAGUGGCUUAGGAAAAGCCUUACAUCACAGGCAUUAUGCCAGUACCCAGUACUUCUUUAGCUUAAUCGCCUAACUACUGAUAACAGAGACUCCAGCUCGGUUCUCACUGAAGUCACUUUGCUGUUUAAAUGAAACUUUGAGGUAAAAUGAAAAUCGGGAGGUUUUGUACUUUCUUUUCUACCUUGUUCUCAAUGUAAUGUACUUGCCUCUGUCAUGUGCUCUUUAAAUUAUAAAUACUAUAUACUUUAAUUUUAGACAAGUGGAAAUGUGUUCACUUAAGGGUCAUGAGUGCAAAUUGCAAUAAUACCACCCUCUUCCCCAUCUUACUUGUACACUUGACGUCCAUACGGAGUGCCUUAAUGUAAAUCCCUCGAGGAGGAUGUUUCUGUACUGAAUCUAAACCCCCCCCCCCCCCCCCCGAGUGCACAGGUACAACUCUGGUAGUUGUACUGAUUUGUGCACACCGCCUCCUGUUUCCAUCCGUCAGCACCAGACGGCUAUAGAUCUCCCUGUUGUUGCGGUCACUUGUGUGGCUCUCCCUCAGGCUAUGGCGAGGGACCGAGGGAGGCGCAGCUGAGGAGGACACAGUUGUUGGUUGUCUCCGGAGCGCCGGGCUGCCAGAUGGCUUCUUGAUUGAUUUUCUGGUCCUCUCCCACUUCUUUAUCACCAGCUCUCCCUCUCCGUGUCAGAGGUGUGUGCAGCACAAGACUUAUCUUUGGGACUCGCGCCAGCCCAAUCCUCCUCAGACGAGCACUUGUUACUCGUCUGCUUGAGGUUUGAUUUUAUGGAUGGAAACCAUCAAGAGUACAGUUUUUUGGUAGCAGGAGCAGAUAAUAGAGGAGCCUGAAUGAAGCAAUUUGUGACCUCCUCCUUACCAUUAACCUUCACAAGCUGCUGGCCCUUGCUCUGAAAGGAGCUUUGUUGGAAAACUAUCGUACUGAAACAUGAAUGUAAACUCUAAGAAGGAUAAAUAGAAGAUGGGAAAACCCAAUUUUGCCAGUCCCACAGUGCAAUCGGAAUCCUUUCAUUUGCCAAAUAUUAUGAAUGAAUGCAUGAACAGUGUAACAUCUGUGCGUAUGAGCUCAUAUACAAGCCUUAAGGGACAGCGCACGAUGGGCUUUACUGUAUUUCUUGUAUUUAGUGCAGUGUGCAGGGCAUUGUGUCGUGUGAGAGCUGAACUGUGCUGGAUAAAAGGCACAAAAGAAGAUCCAAGAAUAUUGAAAGACAGACAUAAUUUGUGGGGGGAAAGUUCCCAGUAAUCCAUAAAAGCUUUUGCGGGCGUGUGAGUGCUACACGAUAGUGCAAACAGAGCUAGCUGAUAAGUGGAAUUGACCAAAUGACUGUAGGAGAUUAUAGCCCGCUCCAUGAAGGGAAGGAGUUGGGCAGCUGUGUCGGCAUUGUAUAGAUGUUUUUGGUGAUAAAGCUUGAUCUCUUAUUAACAUAGGAACAUCAAAUAACCCAAAACUGGUGGGUUUUUUUAGGUGUUCACAGGCCGGGCCACGUCCCUGCUGGGAUUUAAGACCUAAAAAAAAAGCUGCUUCACGAGUGUUAACCCUCAGAGAUUGGAUCGAACAGGAGAAAUCUCCCCUUUUAAUAUAGUGCUCAUGCUUUAUGUAUUGAACACUUAAGAAGUGACAGAUUUUCCAUUCCUAUCAGUUUGUGUCUUUAGCCUGUGAGUGCAGUAUAAAUAUUCUGUCUGUUAUUAAAAGGGUUAUUUAUUGUCCCCUGUGGCCAUCUGUUAUGCCAGACAUGUCCUCCAUAGUAAAAUACAAUUUACGCUGCAGUUACAUUGUAUGCUAAUUUGUUACAGGACACUUGGCUGCAAUAAAACUGAUAUUCUCCAGUGGAGGAUCAUAUCUCUCUGGCAGGUCAUACAGUGCUUUUAUAUCAGCUAAGCCCGGGUCGUAAACAGUUGUGGUUUUCCGUGGAUCUGUGGAGCGCUUGAACCUGUAAAGUAGCAGAUUAUCGCCCAACAUUAAUGGACCGUGCAGGGAUGCUUUCCAAUACCAUGAACAUAUCUUCUGUUAAUAAUGAUGCAAAUCCCACUGGAGACAUUUCAGCUGUGGUAAACAUGCACGAAUAACAAUGCUGGAAUCCAACACUGUGACUGGUGUAAUAAUGCUGUCAGUAACUCCAGUGGCCUUAUGUUGUAAAAAGGAAAGUGAAGGAUGUGAUUAACAAUGCUUACUAGUUGGAUACAUUAAACGGACCAUAUCUGAUGUCAAUGAAAUCCUAUAGCUGUUUGUUAAUUGUAAAGUAAGUAGACAUAAAUAUGCUGUUGAAAAAGAGUGUGAGUUUUUGCUUUAAAGGGGCCCUAUGCUGCUCAUUUUCAAGGUUCAUAAAUGUAUUUUGUCCUUCUACUAUGAAAUGCUUUAAUGUUCAAAAAGCUCUUUAUUUUUCUCAUACUGCCUGUGCUGCAGCUCCUCUUUUCACCCUCUGUCUGAAACCAGAGUCCAGCCUGCUCUGAUUGGUUAGCUGGCCAGCUCUGUUGUGAUUAAAGACAGACAUAAUUUCA